AUGGACGACUUCAACAGCGACACGGACAGCGACUACACAAGCUACUGGCGAGACUGGUUCAUAUCCUCUCGAGGAAACGAAUACUUCUGCGAGAUUGACGAAGAAUACCUCACCGAUCGCUUCAACCUAACGGGCCUGAACACCGAAGUUCAGUACUACCAAUAUGCACUCGAUCUCGUCACAGACGUGUUCGACUUCGACUGCGACGAUGACAUGCGGGAACAGAUCGAGAAGUCGGCACGGCAUCUCUACGGACUCGUCCACGCACGAUACAUCGUCACUACCAGGGGCCUUGCCAAGAUGCUCGAGAAGUUCAAGAAGUCAGACUUUGGCAAAUGCCCCCGAGUAAUGUGCGAAUCGCAACCCCUCCUCCCCAUGGGUCAAUCCGACGUCCCCAACGCCUCCCCCGUAAAACUCUACUGCGCCCGCUGCGAAGACCUCUACAACCCCAAAUCCUCCCGCCAUGCCGUAAUCGACGGUGCCUACUUCGGCACUUCCUUCCACAACAUCCUCUUCCAAGUCUACCCUGCGAUGCUGCCACCGAAAUCGCAACGGCGGUACGAGCCCCGUGUUUUCGGCUUCAAAGUACACUCUGCAGCAGCGCUGGCGCGGUGGCAGGCAGACAAAAAGGACGAGAUGAAAGAUAGGCUCAAGACGCUGAAGAUGGAGACUGGGUUUGAGGAGGAAGAUGAGGAUCUGGAAGAUGAUGAGGACGACGAUGAUAUGGAGACUCAGGAAGGCGUUGAGGGCGCGGUUGUGCAGCUGUGA
Molecule: messenger RNA, 768 nt
Organism: Alternaria incomplexa
Lineage: Eukaryota; Fungi; Ascomycota; Dothideomycetes; Pleosporales; Pleosporaceae
Gene: CKB2
Product: casein kinase 2 regulatory subunit
Exons: 3
Coding region: 1-768 (255 amino acids)
Cellular component (GO): protein kinase CK2 complex; cytoplasm
Molecular function (GO): protein kinase regulator activity
Source: RefSeq, a predicted model, not a curated record